AAGUCAGAACUAAUGGCAAAGUGAACACAGCUGAUGGAUCUUGUGUUUUAGUUCCAAACAAGAAUUUAAGGAGCGGUAGCAGCUAUUUAAAUCAAAGAGAAACUUAACUGUUCAGAGGAAAGUAGCUGUUUUGAAUCCUAUAGAAAAGAGGAUAACGAGCCAGAAUGUCUGGACGUGGAAAGAAGCCGGCAAAGGCUGCAAAGGUCAUGAAAACUAAGUCAGAAAAGGCCGGUUUGCAGUUCCCAGUUGGCCGUAUUGGGCGGUUCCUGAGGAGAGGUCAUUAUGCUGAACGGAUAGGUACAGGAGCUGCAGUGUACCUGGCGGGCGUGUUGGAAUACCUGACUGCUGAGAUACUGGAGCUAGCAGGCAAUGCUGCUCAUGAAAACAAGAGACAGCGAAUUGGGCCACGACACAUCCAGCUGGCGGUGAGGAAUGAUGAAGAGCUAAACAAGUUGUUCUCAGGUGUGACCAUUGCUGAAGGAGGAGUCAUGCCCAACAUCCAUGCGCAGCUUCUUCCCAAGAAAACAGCGCACACUGCUGCUUCCCAAGAAGAGCCCAGUGGAUCUGGUUUUUGAUUGCAUGUAGAUCAGACUGAUCUAAAAUCUGACUUAAGGACUAGAAGAAAAAGAGAACCUGAAAAAAUCCUUUGCACUUUAAAUAAUUUAAAAGCUUUUAGUAUUAAAACUUCCAGGCUAUCAAA
This is a messenger RNA of Hemicordylus capensis (graceful crag lizard), 700 nucleotides long. Its product is annotated as histone H2A, sperm-like. Gene Ontology annotation, cellular component: nucleosome. The record is from RefSeq and is a predicted model, not a curated record. Bases 165 to 575 code for a protein of 136 amino acids. NCBI's taxonomy places the organism in Eukaryota, Metazoa, Chordata, Lepidosauria, Squamata, Cordylidae. The transcript has 2 exons. Gene Ontology annotation, molecular function: structural constituent of chromatin; protein heterodimerization activity; DNA binding.